This is a messenger RNA of Castor canadensis (American beaver), 1154 nucleotides long. Lineage: Eukaryota; Metazoa; Chordata; Mammalia; Rodentia; Castoridae. The record is from RefSeq and is a predicted model, not a curated record.
AUGCUUCAAGGAGAUGCUGAACAUAAGCCAUAUAUCUGUGGGGAUGCAGAUUCUGCCUCUACUGUUUUGGAUGGGACUGAAGACUACCUCAUUCUGGCCUGUGAUGGCUUCUAUGAUACCGUGAACCCUGAUGAGGCAGUGAAAGUUGUGUCUGACCACUUGAAAGAGAAUAAUGGAGACAGCAGCAUGGUUGCCCACAAAUUAGUGGCAUCAGCUCGUGAUGCUGGGUCAAGUGAUAACAUCACUGUUAUUGUGGUAUUCCUGAGGGACAUGAACAAAGCUGUAAAUGUUAGUGAGGAAUCAGAUUGGACAGAGAACUCUUUUCAAGGAGGGCAAGAAGAUGGUGGGGAUGAUAAGGAGAAUCAUGGAGAAUGCAAACGCCCUUGGCCUCAGCAUCAGUGCUCAGCCCCAGCCGAUUUAGGCUACGAUGGGCGUGUGGAUUCAUUUACUGAUAGAACUAGCCUGAGCCCAGGGUCUCAAAUCAACGUGCUGGAAGACCCAGGCUACCUAGAUCUCACACAAAUAGAAGCAAGGAAACCUCACAGAGCCCAGUUUUUGCUACCAGUUGAGAUGUUUGGUCCUGGUGUACCAAAGAAAGCAAAUCUUAUUAAUGAGGUAAUAAUGGAGGAAAGAUCAUUUCAAUCAUCACUGUCUGAACAGAGUGGUGCAGGAGAGCUUCUGGCUACUUUUAAUUUGGGUUCAACAGUGCAGCAGAUACACAGAAUGGAGAGCUUGUCUCCUCUCUCUUCUGGGUUAGAAAAUGAACAGUUUAAAUUCCUGGGAAAAAGAGUUUCUAAACUGUAUCAUUUACACCACCACUACUCCAAGAGGCAGCAAGGGCUCAGGUUUAAUCCAAAAUUCUAUCCAUUUCUAUCUGUUCGAGAGCCUUCCCACAAAAUAGGCAUUAGUCUGUCCUCACUUACUCGAAGUGGGAAGAGAAACAGGAUAUUAAGAAGUUCUGUACCAUGGAGGGAAAAUAGCUGGUACAGUGAAAAUACAACAAAGGCGAGAAAGAAUAAUGAUACUCCAUAUCCAGAUAUUCCCUGGAGCUAUAAAAUAUAAUACUUUUUCUUUAAAGUAGGCUAGCUAGCUCCCCCUCAAUUAAAAUCACCACUAGCAGAGUAGAAAUAAGGUAGACAUUUCUAAAGCACAUG